This is a messenger RNA of Rhineura floridana, 2566 nucleotides long. RefSeq names its product afadin- and alpha-actinin-binding protein-like. The coding region runs from base 300 to 2045 and encodes 581 amino acids. Lineage: Eukaryota; Metazoa; Chordata; Lepidosauria; Squamata; Rhineuridae. The record is from RefSeq and is a predicted model, not a curated record. The transcript is spliced from 14 exons.
AGAGUGAAUUGCGAGGGAGGGAGAGGUGAUUGGAGGGACAAGGGAGGACGAGUCUGUUGUUUUGGGCAGGUAUGGGGCUGCAGGAAGUCUGGUUAGAGGUGUGGUAGUUUAAAGCGGUUGUAGAAGAUUUGUGUAUUUUAUCGAAAAGACAAUCAUACUGGAGAGGGGGUUGUUUUUUUAAAAAAAGCAGAAGUGCCGUGUACGUGCCGGCUGCUGCGUCUGGUUGAAUGACUAGAAAUGACUGUAAGAGAGAGAAAAUGAAUCAAUGAACAAGGUUUCUAGUGAAUCUCAAGUAGAAAAUGGAACCCUUGAUUCCUCCAACCACCCCAGGAGAACAGGUGUUCACAGACACACAGUGCUUCAUAGCUGACUAUGCUUCUGAGGUGGGCCUGUUUUCAGCUGAUGGGUGCAGCCCAGCCCACUUCACUGACUCUGUGGAGCUAUUGGGAGGGCCUGGUGACCUAGGAGAUAUCUUCUGCUGGAAUGACAGUAUAGAUCAUUGCAUCGCCUAUCUUAACAAGGAACUGGUGGCACUGGGGAUCCCUGCCCUAUAUAAGGAUGAUGGUUCUGGAGAUGGUACUGAGCGUGGCUUUGACCUCCUGGCAUUAGUUAACAGUGCUUGCAGACUGCUGAAUCUCUACCAGGGAGUGUCCUCCAAACUGGGUGACAUGGAGGCAGAGGAAAUGCGACAGACUGGAGAACUGGAUUACCUGAGGACACGACAUGGUAAACUCAAGAACCAGGUAGAAGCUUGUGAACGGGAAAUUGCAGCUGUGCAGAGCAAGGAGCAGCAACUUCAAAGCAAGAACAAGCAGCUGAAUAGUAUGCUGAAAGGAGAAAAGGAUGAGAUUACCAAGCUCCUGAGUGCUCUGGCAAAUCAGAAGAGCCAGCACAUCCAUGAAAUGAAGAGAAAGGAGCAAGAACUAAUCCGACUCAAAGAAAAGAUGAGCCAGCUGGUGAAUGACAAGAAGGACAAGAGAGGAACUAUUGAAGUCCUCAAUGCCCUGCCCCGGGCUGAUGGCAAGAGGGGAACCUGGAAAACUGGAAAAUCUCUUGGCAGGAAGGAGGAAGAGCUCUACCGCACCCAGCUAGCCAAGCAGGAACGGCGGGAGCAAGGUCUGGCUUUGGAGAACACCCACCUGAAGCAGCUGCUGAACCAAGUGGGCCAAGAUAUAGAGCAGCUGCUGGGCACUGACAGGGGCAGUGCCCAGGGCACAGAGCUAAGCUGUCCAUACAGGGCUUUCCAGGAACAGUGGUGCAGCCUCAGGAACAGCAUCAAGACCGUUGGGGGUCAAGCUGUGUAUCUUGCUAAUUCCUGCGUAUCCAAGGGAGGAAGGCAGAACCCUGUCAUCAGCAUAACAGAUCAUGACAAGGAAAUAAUGAAGCUAAAGGAGGAGAUUGAGGAGAGCAGAGUGCUGAUUGCACUGCAGCAGCAAUGUUUCCAGGAGCAACUGACUGCUGCCUCCAGUUCAGAGCUCCCAGCUCACCUGAAGGGUUCCUACUUCCUAGAGGAACAGCAGCGGCUGCAGGAAGAGCAGGAUAUGUUUGAGGAGCAGAAGCAAGCAUUUGAAGUAGAACGGAAAAACUUCACUGAGGCAGCCAUUCGGCUGGGAAGGGAGAGGAAGCAGUUUGAGGAACGCAAGGCCUUGUUCCUACAGCAAGGAUUCUUGUGUUCCUUGCCAGGGCUGGAUAUGAGAAAACCUACACGAAGGCUUUCUGCCCCAGUGGCUGUCAGAAGGCAAGAUGAGCAUUUGCUCAAACUAAGGACAUGGAACAAGCCCAUCUGUAGCCCUUACCCAAAGGUCAUUCUCACUCCCUGCCGAACCCCAGUGGAGAUCUUCAGAAAUAAACAGCUUGCGUCUAACCCCAAUAGUCCCAUCAUGUGCAGACAACAGUUGCUCUUUUCAGAUGACUGGCCAGCUUCUCCCGCACAGCUCAGCCAAAGUAAGGGGAUCCACCAAGACACAGCGUGCCAAACAGAAAUGCCUGUGAAGGGUGACCUUCAGGGUGACUUUUUAGAGCACUUCCUGGACAGCUUCUGCUAGGAAUGUCCUUUACCAUUUUUUUUUAAAAACGGUGUUUUAAUUGUGUUAAGUUUCAUUUAAGUGUAUUUUGCCAUCAUAGUUAUAAGAAGCCAAAAUGUCAUGCAGAACUCGUUAGCCUCAGCUGCACUUACGAGGGAUGUCUUCCUCUCAUUUGGAAUAUGAAAAGUAAUUUAUUGCUCCUGCUUAGGGAAAGCUAACAGGAAUGAACGUUACAACUGAAGUGUCUUGUAUAGAAGGUAUAUCAUUGCUAGACCAUGCUUGAUAUUGGGAACUGGUCCUUUGAGCAGCAGCUGAGUCUUACCUGUGAACGCAUCUGCUUUUAAGGAUGUACAAUAUUGACUCCCUCUUUCCCACAUAUAUCUAAGAAUGUACCAGUGAGAAAGGUUUCUAAGAAUGUACAACCUGAGUGCUUGGCUACACCCCAAUUAUCUCUAAGUUUUAUCUUGUGUUUGUGGUUCUAGGAUUGAAACAUGUCUCUUUAGGGGUUCCUACCUUCUUAUAAUAAAGAUACUUUUUUUAAA